Penicillium macrosclerotiorum is the source of this 1281-nucleotide messenger RNA. Its product is annotated as putative MFS transporter. The transcript has 4 exons. The record is from RefSeq and is a predicted model, not a curated record. Lineage: Eukaryota; Fungi; Ascomycota; Eurotiomycetes; Eurotiales; Aspergillaceae. Gene Ontology annotation, molecular function: transmembrane transporter activity. The coding region runs from base 1 to 1281 and encodes 426 amino acids. Gene Ontology annotation, biological process: transmembrane transport.
AUGAAGUUUGGCAAGCGCUUUUCUCUCCUUGUAUCCAUGAUAUUGCAAGCAGGCAUGUUGGCCUGGGUUGCUGCAGCAGGCUCUUUUAAUAGCUUGAUCGCCGCUAGAUGCUUGCAGGGGUUUGCAGCUGCAGCUGCUUAUGAUUUUGCACCUAGCUCACUUUUCACACGGCAGAGUAUCGUUCCCGAAAUUGUGUCAGAUACCACUUUUGUCCAUCGCCGAGGAGCUAUGAUGUCCAUCUACAUCGUUCUUAUCUCAGGUGGAAGUGCCGUGGGUCCGCUCAUUGCUGGCUUUAUGACCUCAGCACUCUCCGACACAUGGCACUCUUUCAUGUGGCUAUGUUGUGGUGUUGCAGUAUUCAGUUUUCUCUUGAUGUUUUCCCUCUUCCCCGAGUCCAACUUUACUCGCCCGGAGCUCGACUUGACUAUCGACCAGCUCGAAACAUUGCACAAUCGUGAAGCAUACAAGGAAGACGAAGCGCAGAUGCCCAAGGAGGAGCUCUGUGAGGAGGUGAAUCAAGUUUCAUCCACUCCAGAUGGCUACAAUAUUUACACACCUCCUCUUCGUGAGAUCCUGUCACCUAUCGCAUACAAUGCUGAAGUAAAUUUCUUGAACGCUAUGAUCGAUCCUCUCAGGCUCCUGGCUCACCCCUCUGUCUGCUGGGGUAUUUUCACUUACGCCAUUACUCUGAGCCCUCAGUUGAUUCUGAUUUUCACAAUGUCCUCCCUUCUUCAGGCUCCUCCCUACCUAUUCUCAACACAAGACGUUGGCUUGAUGCAGAUUGCAGCAAUCAUCGGUUUCUUGAUUGCUUGCUUUGGUGGCGGCAAGCUUUCUGAUAUUAUAAAUAACUUUAUCAUCCGUCGCACCGCAGGUCAAAACAUUUGGCCUGAGAAACGGUUGAUUUCCCUCAUUCCUGGAAUGCUCUUCGGCCCAGCAGGUUGCAUUCUGCUAGCCUUUGCUUGUGGCAAUCAACUCUCUUGGCCUGCGAUUGCUGUUGGCUUUGGACUUGUUUCAUUUGGAUCCGUCUAUACGCCUAACAUUGCUAUCACCUAUAUCGUCCACCGCCAUCAGAGGGAGGCCGCUGAGUGUUUGGUCUUAAUAAACAUCUUUAAGAAUUUGGUCGCUUUCAUUUUCUUAUACGUGGCUGUUGAAUGGGUCAACAAGAAUGGUUACAUUCAGGUCUACAUGAUCAUGUUCAUGCUGAAUAUGUUGAUUCUUGUUUGUGCUGUGCCGUUAUAUUUGUACGAUUCCAGGAGACACCGCAACAUGGAUGUAUUUUAA